AUGAGUGAUAAAGUAUAUACUGAUAGACAAAAUCUUAUUAUGAAUAAUAACGAGAUAACCUCUGGUAGAAAUGUUGUAAAAUUUAUGGGAGAUGAACGUGGUUUGCCAAUUCAGCCUCCAGAUAAAAAAAGAAAGAACUUUUUAGGAAUAUUAGGAGGAGUGGGGUACAACGUUAAUCACAUUAUCGGUGCUGGUAUUUUUGAUCCUGAUGAUAUAUGGACUUUAAUGGGAUCACCAGGUGUUGUUUUAAUGUUUUGGAUUUUGGGAGGCAUUAUUAGCUUAUUUGGCACUUUAAUAUAUACUGAGUUGGGCAUUAGGUCGUUACCUAAGGGAAUAGGUGAACAAAGAUACAUUGAUAAUGCGUUUCCGAGUAAAAAACAUUUAGGACAUGUAUUUUCUUUCGUUGCAAUAACUAUAAUUUUUCCUGUGGUCAUAAUAGCUGAUGCUUAUUCUUGCGCCCAACAUUUGCUCUAUCUUUUUGAUAUAAAUCCUGAUCCUAAAGAAUAUUUUGGAAAAGAUUACAUUGCCCAACGUUUAUUGUCAAUUUUUAUUCUGGCAAUUAUUACCGCAUAUAAUAUGUAUUCUAAUAAAUUAUCUGUCUACAUAAAUCAAGUAUUAGUCUUCAUUAAGAUUAUUGCUAUUUUUCUUAUUUCCAUAAUUGGAUUAAUGACAUUAACAAAAUCAAAUACUACAAAUUGGGCUGAAAUUUACAACUCUCCAACAACAUACGUUGGAGCCUAUGGCAGUGGAAUCUUAAAGAGCAGUUUUAAUAAUGCUUUUAACAACAGUAUUGCUCUACGCUUUGGUUAUAAACUCUUUAAUAAUAAUGAAACUGGAGUAACAUUUAUGUCAGCACUUAUCGCAAUUUCCGCUUUUGGAUGUGUGGGCUCAAUGGUUUUCUCUUAUGCACGAAUUAUAAAAUAUGCUGCCGCAACAAAAUUCAUACCUAAAUAUUCUUAUAAAUUUAAUAACUUUCAUAAGAAGUACGGUACACCAUUUAACGCAUUACUUGCCCAGUUUAUUUAUUGUUCAAUUUUUCUUCUCCUCUUUUUCAAUCCAUCAAAAGAUCUUUUUGAUGUUGUUGCUGUGACAUCACAAAUUAUUGCCAUUAUGUUUCACGGAGCUUCUGCGAUUUGUUUAUUUGUUUUAAAAAAAGAUCCUUCUAAUUUUCAAAUACCUAAAUGGAUUAUUGUAAUUUAUCCUAUAUUCGUAACUUUAAUUGUCAUCACUUCAUUUUUCCCGACUGGGCCUGGCCAAUUGAAUUAUAUACUGUAUAUGUUGCCAUAUGGGUUAUCUGUGGUAGCUACACUUUUAGGUGUAAUUAUUUGGAGAUUUCGCAAUUAUUCGGAUGAUUCGGAUGAUCCGGGAUCUGAAACAGUUCUCAAAACUUCCCGGGUGAUGUAA
Molecule: messenger RNA, 1404 nt
Organism: Dentiscutata erythropus
Lineage: Eukaryota; Fungi; Glomeromycota; Glomeromycetes; Diversisporales; Gigasporaceae
Source: the annotation of a GenBank genome assembly